Molecule: messenger RNA, 1429 nt
Organism: Linum tenue
Lineage: Eukaryota; Viridiplantae; Streptophyta; Magnoliopsida; Malpighiales; Linaceae
Source: the annotation of a GenBank genome assembly
AGAGAGAGAGAGAGAGAGAGAGAGAGAGGAGUUGGUAGUGAAGGAAAGAAACCAAAGGCACACAUAUAAACACAAAAGAGAGAAGAAGGCUUCUUCACACCAAGCAAGAAGAAAGAAGUAUAGAAAGCCACAAAAGGAAGGGAAAGAAUUUCAUGUCAGUUUUCUUUUGCUUAGCUUAGCUUAGCUUUGCCCUUCUUCUGCAGAGAGAAACAAAAAAAAAAAAAAACAAAUAACAAAAAGGAAUUAAGGUCUUAGAGAGGGGAAAGAGAAGAUCGAAAUGGGGAGAGGUAGGGUUGAGCUGAAGAGGAUUGAGAACAAGAUCAACAGGCAAGUAACCUUUGCAAAGAGAAGGAAUGGACUUUUGAAGAAAGCCUACGAGCUUUCUGUUCUUUGCGAUGCUGAAGUUGCCCUCAUCAUCUUCUCCAAUCGUGGCAAGCUCUAUGAGUUUUGCAGUAGCUCAAGCAUGCUCAAAACCUUGGAGAGGUACCAGAAAUGUAAUUAUGGAGCACCAGAAUCCACUGUCUCAGCUAGGGAAGCCCUGGAGAUAAGCAGUCAGCAGGAGUAUCUGAAGCUUAAAGCCCGCUAUGAGGCGCUGCAAAGGUCUCAAAGGAACUUGCUCGGAGAAGACCUAGGGCCUCUAAGCACUAAGGAACUCGAGUCACUUGAAAGGCAGCUUGACAUGUCACUGAAGCAGAUCAGAUCUACAAGAGUAUGUAAUGGGAAAUAUAGAUUCAAUUUACUGUAUUUACAGACCCAGUACAUGUUGGACCAGCUCACUGAUUUACAGCGCAAGGAACACUUGCUGAAUGAGGCAAAUAAGACCCUGAAACAAAGGCUGAUGGAAGGGUACCAAAUAAGCAACACGCUGCAGUUGAACCCUGGUCCAGAAGACUAUGGCAGACACCAAGCCCAUCAUCAGCCGCAGGGUGAUGGCUUUUUUCAUCCCUUGGACUGCGAACCCACUUUACAGAUUGGAUAUCAGCCAGAUCCAACACUAACGGAUUUGACAGUAGCAACGGCCGGUCCCAGUGUGAAUAACUACAUGCCAGGAUGGCUGCCAUGACCUGUGCUGUGGCCCAACACUUCCAUCUGCUACAAUGCAUGGAAACGUCAUAAUAUUGCAGCAUAAGAAGCUUCAUCUAAGCACACAAGUUUAUUUUUUCCUAUUUCAUUUUUUUUGAUUUGGAACAAGUUGCAGAUGGCUAAACUGAUAUCGAUCUAUCUAUGUAUGCUAGAACUAUCCUAGGGGGAAGAAGGAAAACGGUUGGGCAAGUUAUGUUUCUUUUGGUUGUUAUGUGUGCUGAUGUGUUAUUGAACAAUAAUUUUGCUCCAUAUAUAUCAACUGGUUUUCUUUGUGUGCCAUGGAUUUUUUGUUAUAUGAUGUAAGGAAGUGGUUAAGUACCAUACAUGGGCUUGUAUAAAAUGCAAC